GUUGUCAAUUUUAUCCGCCCGGUGAAUAUUUACGAUUCGUGCGAGUCCCAGAGAAUUUGAAAGUCGGCGAAGAAGUGCUUAGAGUAGACGUGCAUCCCAGGAGGAAUCUCAGCUUAAGACCAAUCGACAAAAGCGACGAUGUGCAUUAUUUCACGUACAAGGAUCUCAAUCGCACAACCGUUUCUUUGCUUUUGGCACGGCCCCUCGAGGAUCUCGUCGACACGGACAACCCGCAAAAUGUUCUCAAGUUUCGCUUGAUGUGCGAUUACGACGAUGACGAAGACGUGAUUUCUUCAUCGUUGUCCGUGACUGUUUAUGUGGAAGACAUCAACGACCAUUCUCCGGUAUUCCAGGAGGCGCCGUACCACGUUACCGUUGAGGAAGUAACACCUGUCGGUCUGACAAUAUUCCGGGGAAUUAAAGCCGGUGACCGGGACAAGCCGAAUACUCCGAAUUCUGAUGUACAGUACGCCAUCACCGCAGGCAAUGAAAGAGGAAAGUUCGCCCUGGAUAGCAGCCAUCAAGCUUAUUUAGUACUAAAAAAGGCUUUGGAUUACGACAGCGGCGACCGGGAAUUCCUGCUCACUGUUACGGCCUCCGAUCGCGGGCUUCCUCCGCGCAGCACCAAUGCAACCGUGAAGAUUUCCAUCGUGGACAAUGAUGAUCUUCCGCCGAAGUUCACCAAAGGCGUCUACAGAACGAAACUCACAGAAAACUAUCCAAUCACGGGUGCGAAGUUACGUAAGCUGUUGCGCUUCGAGCCGUCGAUCUUCGCCUACGACCAGGAUCUGGCCAUCGACAGUCGCAUUAGGUAUGACAUAAUAGCUGGGAACGAGAGGAGGCUCUUCUAUUUGGAUCAUUACAAUGGAUCGCUGUUCCUUGAAAAAGAAAUAGACUUGGAGUCGGAGAAGUCUCUUCCAGGAAACACCUUCGUCUUGCAGAUACAAGCUUCUCAGGUGGAUAAUCCGCUGAAGACCGGUGUUGCAAGAGUCGAAGUAGAGAUCAUCGAUUUGAACGAUAAUUUACCAGAGUUCGAAGUGGAUAUUUACAAUAUAAGUAUAGUAGAGAAUCUACCGAAUGGGUUUAGUGUCUUGCAAAUCAUCGCAACGGAUCAGGAUCAAGGAGAUAAUGGGGAAUUCAGUUUUCAAUUGGAAGAUAAAAGCAGAGCUUUCAGCCUGGAUAGCAAAUCAGGAUGGUUGAUGGUGCGUGAUCAAACUAUUUUGGACCGUGAAAAACGCGCCACCAUUUCCAUGCGGGUCUACGCCAAAGAGAAGACUGCUAGCGUAGUUAGAGAUAAACGAUUAUCGUUUGUUAAUAUUGAAGUUACUUUACUGGACGCCAAUGAUAACAACCCAACUUUUCUACCCAACAACGUGUACGAUUUUGUGAUCAGUACCGAUGCUAAAAUUGGUGAUACAGUUGGAAAGAUCCACGCUAUAGACCCGGAUUUAGGUAACAAUGGUGUCGUCAACUACAACAUUCAAAGAUCUACGAACACUUCAUACUACUUCAAAAUCGAUAAUAAAACUGGAUUGAUAACGAUCACUCAUGCAAUAACCGAGGGCAAACAUCUCUUGUUCAUAGAAGCUUCGGAUCAACCUUUGAACCCAAGCGAGAGAAGAGCUUCUUUGGCUGUUGUUACCAUCGACGUGAUCAAUCACAGGUCUAGAGAGAGUAUCAAGCCAAGCUUCAUUGGGGCUCCUUACGAAUUUUGGGUUGGAGAGAACGUUGAUAUUGGUACAAGCGUUGGGCAAAUACGCGUCACAAAUAUUGAUCAAAGAAAUCCGAUAAUGUACGAUCUUCUACAUAGUUACCACGAAGGAGUACCUUUUGCUGUUGAAGAGAGAACUGGUACCAUAACUGUUGUUGAUGGUAUACCCAAAUACGAACGUGUGAUUUACGACUUUGAAGCUGUAAUUUCUAAUGACAAAACGCUGUCAUUGGUAACAAAUGUUACCAUACACAUAGUUGAUCCUAAAGAUAAAAAUAUCUUUAUAAAAGGAAGCAAUAAUUUUCCAAUGGAGUUUCACGUGAAAGAAAACAAAGCCAAUCAUUUUAUCGGAAGACUUAUGCCAAAUAGUACGGCGAAAGCGGUUAAAUUCUUUAUAGCCAAUCAAAGAGAUGUAACUGAUCAUAUAACCAUUGCUUCAAACGGAUCACUUUACACUGUACAACCUUUGGAUCGCGAAUUACGCGACGUCUACAGAUUAACGAUUAUAGCCGAGUACGGUCGAGGAAUCAUCUCUGGUACUGGAAUUUAUCAAGUCAUAAUUUACGUUGAUGAUGAGAACGAUAACGCUCCGAGCUUCGAUAGAUCCACCUACGAGGGUAAGAUCAAAGAAAACUCUGCUUCAGGAACCGAAGUUGACUUGGAGCAGUUGAUCCACGUGAAAGACGCGGAUAUUGGUUCAAACGGACAGUUCACUUUAUCGCUACAAGGUACAGGAAAUGAAAGGUUCAGAUUGGAUCGUUUCACAGGAAAGAUAUUAUUCAGCGGUCCUUACUCUCUUUUGGAUCGCGAAGACAAAUCCGUGUAUAACUUAAAAAUAGUUGCUAAGGACAAGGGAGGAUUAACUAACGAUUCCAAACUGACCAUUUAUAUUGAAGAUGAAAACGAUAAUAGUCCGAUCUUUACUCAAUUGAUUGUGAUCCCCGAUUUGGGUGUACUUGUCCAAGAAUUUGAUGAGGCAGGAAAUAAGGUGGCCCUUUUCCAGGAAGGCAACAACACUUAUAUUUUAACCCAAUCGUAUAUAAAAACUAGAGGUAAAAAUAGAAGCAAAGUGUCUCCGCUUAUAAUAAUCCCGGAAGAUAUACCACUAGGAAGUGUUAUAAUGAAAUUGAUUGCGACGGAUAAAGAUUUCGGAGAUAAUGCGGUGAUUAAGUACGAGAUGAUUUCGGAAACUUUAAUUCCGCACGAGAAAUCCACUGAUCCCUUCCAUAUCACGCAUUAUUUUAAUGUUAAUCCUGUGAACGGUGAUGUUGUCAUCGCCAGGACUUUACCUCCUGAAUCCGAGUUCAGAUUGAAUUUAACUGCUACGGAUUCUGGUGGUUUAAAGGAUACUAUUAAGGUGAAGAUCUUCGUUAAGGAUGUUAACAAUCAUCCUCCGGUGUUCAAGAAAUCAUGGUACACUUUCGAUGCUAAAGAGUCUGUUUACUCUAGAGAUGUGUUAGGGAAGAUUGAAGCUACGGAUGCGGAUUUCGGACAAAAUGCAAAUCUUUCGUAUAAGAUUAAGACUUUGGAUGGUGUUAACAUUCCGUUUAAGAUAUCAGAUUUUAGCGGUGUUUUGAGUAUCGAUGGUGAAUUGGAUAGAGAAAUGAGGGAUAAGUAUUCGUUUGUGGUUGUUGCUAGAGAUAAUCCAAAGAUUGGGAAGAGCUUUGCUUCGGCUGUUAACGUUGAUAUUAAUGUUGUUGAUAUUAAUGAUAAUUCACCGACGUUUUAUGGUCACGAUGAUUUGGUUUCUACUUCUAAAUUGGAGACGAAAUAUUCUAAUCAUCAAAUGAUUACGUUACCGAAGAUUCCUGUGUAUUACGCCACUGUUUCUGAGAAUAGUCCGAUUGGUACUCCUGUUACUAAAGUGUAUGCUAAUGAUUCUGAUUUCACCGGGAACGGGAAUGGGCUUAUUCUGUUUGAUAUUCCCUACAAAAAGAAUGGUGAGAAUUGCUUCGCCAUUGACUCAAAGGAGGGUGUUAUUACGACAAUUGCUAAAUUGGAUUACGAGAAGCAAAAGGUGCAUAACGUGACUAUUGUUGCUUCUGAUUUGGGGUCGCCUAGUUUAACUUCUUCGGCUAUUCUUGUUGUGAAUGUGAUUGAUGUCGCUGAAGAUUUGAAGAGCAUAGAGCAUCCGGUGUUCUCGCAUAGAUAUUACGAGGUGGAGGUCGAGGAGAACGUACCGGUGCCUCUGAAGAUCUUAACUUUGAAUGUGACUGAGCCGUAUCGCUCUCACAAAUUGAGGUACAGUAUAGUCGCCGAAAAGACGAGUCCUCUGAGGAGGAUGUUCAAGAUUGACCCAAGGAACGGGACUCUGUACAUUACGGAUAGUCCUGAUCGUGAGGAGGGCGCUUACUAUGAAUUAAAGAUAAGAUUAGAUCAAUAUAAAGUUGGCAGGGAUAUGACGGUUAUGGUUUAUCCGGUUACGAACGAGCGGCUCGGCGAUUUGGGACUGAACGAAGUCAAGGUUAUAGUGAGGAUUACGGACACCAACGACAACGUACCGAAAUUUACAAUCAACGGAAGGCCUAUCGUCGCCGCCAUCCCGACGACGGCGAAUUUCGGUUUCCACAUCGUAAGACUGCAGGCGACAGAUCCGGAUUUGGGUUUGAAUGGUGAGGUUCGUUACCAAAUAUUGGGAAGAGCUGACGAAGAGACCAGAAGGUUUGCCAUCGAUCCAAUUAGUGGUCAAGUGAGGGCCGUUUCGAGCUUCGCGCGAGAUGCCGGUAAAGUUUACGGAUUCGACGUGAAGGCCACGGACAGGAGAGGAGCCGAUGAUGGCAAAUCCUCCAUUGCCAAUGUUUUUGUAUACGUUCUGGACGAGGAGAAGCAACUGGUGAUGGUGAUGGGAUCCCGACCCACCGACGUGGAAAGGAAUAUGGAAAAUAUCACGCAGGCCCUCUUCAACGCCACCGGCUUCGACGUGCGGAUCCGCAAACUGGAGCCGCAUUUAGAACGGAAUCAAGUCGAUUCAACGGCUACGGACAUGUUUUUGUAUGCAGUCGAUCCUAAGCUGAACACUGUCGUCGAUAUGAACGAGCUGCAAACGGUUAUUCUUCUCAAGCAGAACGAAAUUGAGAAUCAGCUGAAGGGGCACAAAGUGUUAGCUUUGGCGAGCGGCGCCGUGGAGAGGGUUAGGUUCAGGAGUCAAAGGGUUGUCCUCUCCACGCUUGAGGUUGGAGUGGUCAUACUUGGAUGCGUCGUUUUCAUCGGUGCUUUAGCGACAGCCAUUUGCGUCAUCUGUAUCAGACGAAAGAAAAAAAGGAUCCUUCAGAAGAGCUUUUCUCAACCUAUAGGAUUUCCCAUAGCUACUCUAGGAAAACCUGCGCUUUUUCCGAGCAGCUUCGGGGAUGCAUUGCGGUACGAUGACGGGAGCGGAGGUGUGUACCAUUCUUCUUUCCGAAGGCAUCACGAGUCCAGCUGUCCAAGGUAUUCAGGACGCAGGACGUCCCACGGCAAAGAGCGUUCCAGGAGCGUGGGUGCUUUAGAGACUUCAAUAGCUUCUUUGCAUUCCAGCGGCAAGGAUUCCGGGAUAGCCGACGGCAUCCAAUGUCAAUGCAGCCAUUCCACGACACAAUCCUCCGAGGAGGGCAGCAACGGAUACGAGGAUUCGCUUCAAUCGAUGUCGCCGCGAAAGCUGCGCGAUUCCUUCCGGUACGGAUCGUCACGCGAGAUCAGGGAUUACUACAACCGAAGGAGGUCCUUCUCGGAUGAUCUAAUAUUGAAUGCUCCGACGAAACCGCGACAUCUGUACCCUCACGGCCAUAUACAGGCGAACCUCGUUGGUCAGGGUUCGGCCCUGAGGAAAUCCAGCGAGAGACUCAUCAUGACCUGUCCAUUAAAUCCUUAAGGAAGCCACGGCAAAGGAAAUCCAACUUCUGGAAGUUACCGAUCUGUACAUAAAC
Messenger RNA from Nicrophorus vespilloides, 5613 nucleotides. RefSeq names its product cadherin-89D. NCBI's taxonomy places the organism in Eukaryota, Metazoa, Arthropoda, Insecta, Coleoptera, Silphidae. Gene Ontology annotation, molecular function: calcium ion binding; cadherin binding. Gene Ontology annotation, biological process: homophilic cell-cell adhesion. The record is from RefSeq and is a predicted model, not a curated record. Gene Ontology annotation, cellular component: catenin complex; plasma membrane. The transcript is spliced from 17 exons. The annotation marks the transcript as partial.